AUGGUUUCAAGAAGAACUAGAUUUUUUUGUUUGGUUUUUUUAGUUUCAUCAUGUUUUUUUAAUUUGUCUAAUUCAGAUGAAUUAAAAGUUAUGGUGAAAGGAGUUACAUCUAUAGCCCAAACAGAUGAUAAUUUCAUAUGUGCAACUCUAGAUUGGUGGCCAGAAAAUAAAUGUGAUUAUAAGCAAUGUCCGUGGGGAAAAGCUGGUCUUCUUAAUCUGGACUUGAAAAACAGGAUUCUUGCAAACGCUGUUAAAGCAUUCAAUCCACUAAGACUCAGAAUAGGAGGUUCAUUACAAGAUCAAGUUUACUACAAAGUUGGAAAUUACCCCAAAAAUUGCUCAAAUUUUGAGAAAAAAUCUGAUGGACUUUUUGGAUUUAGUGAUGGCUGUCUUCACAUGAAUAGAUGGGAUGAAUUGCAUGACAUGUUCAACAAAACAGGGGCUGCAAUAACAUUUUCAUUCAAUGCUUUAAUUGGAAGAAUACCAUCAGAUGAAAAUAAUACAACUCUUUGGGUUGGAGAUUGGAAUCAUUACAAUGCAAAAUCAUUGAUGAAAUACACUAUCAAUAAGGGAUACAAAAUUGACUCAUAUGAGUUAGGUAAUGAGCUUUGUGGAAGUGGAGUUGCUGCAAAAAUAAAGGCUCAUCAAUAUGGUAAUGAUGUUAAGAAAUUGAAGAAACUUGUCACACAUAUGUAUCCUAAUCCUGCUAAUAGACCAAAAAUCUUGGCCCCUAGUGGAUUUUAUGAUCAAAAAUGGUUCCAAGAGUUCCUUCAAACAACCGGUCCGGGCGUAGUUGAUGGAUUGACACAUCAUAUUUACAACCUUGGAGCAGGUGUUGAUCCAACUUUGAUUGACAAACUUCAGAAUCCAUUUUACUUGAGUCAAAUAGCUCAAACUUUUAAGAAUGUUGAAAAUGAUGCUAAGUUGUUUUCACCAUCAUCUGGACCUUGGGUUGGUGAAUCUGGUGGAGCUUAUAAUAGUGGUGGCAAAACCACUUCACACACCUUCGUUAACGGUUUCUGGUACUUGGAUCAAUUGGGAAUGACAUCAACUUUCAACCAUAAGGUAUACUGCAGACAAUCUUUAAUAGGAGGAAACUAUGGUCUUCUCAACACAACAAGUUUCAUCCCAAAUCCAGAUUACUAUGGUGCUCUUCUAUGGCAUAAGCUUAUGGGAAAGAAUGUGCUUUCUAUUACUCAUGAAGGCUCUCCUUACAUCCGCACUUACGCACAUUGCUCAAAGACAAGUGGUAUUACAGUUCUACUAAUCAACAUGGAUAAGUCAACUACCUUUGAUGUCUCUGUUGUCAAUGACUUGAAUAUGUACGCUGAAAGUGUUGCGUCUGUUGAGUAUAUAAAUCCAAAUCCUGAUAGUGUUGAGUCUAUACAUCCAAGAGAAGAGUACCAUUUGACUCCAAAAGAUGGAAACAUUCAGAGUGAUGUCUUGUUGCUAAAUGGAACUCCAUUGAAGCUCACUUCCUCAUUGGACAUCCCGGUACUGAAGCCUAAGCUCGUUGAUCCAACGUUGCCCAUCAGUGUUGCUCCUCAAUCUAUCGUCUUUGCUACCCUGAGAGGGUUCCAGGCUCCUGCUUGUGCAUAG
Molecule: messenger RNA, 1599 nt
Organism: Solanum verrucosum
Lineage: Eukaryota; Viridiplantae; Streptophyta; Magnoliopsida; Solanales; Solanaceae
Product: heparanase-like protein 2
Exons: 9
Coding region: 1-1599 (532 amino acids)
Cellular component (GO): membrane; plant-type cell wall
Molecular function (GO): beta-glucuronidase activity
Source: RefSeq, a predicted model, not a curated record